GCCCCCACAACCAUCACCAUUUCCCCUCCCUCUCUCUCUGAAUUUCUUUCUCCCCAAACCAAAACCAAACCGAAGCUUCCCCAUCUCGCGUGAACUUCGGAGCAAGGAAGAACAAGGCGCCGCGCCGGAUUUAGCCCCGCCCCCCUCUCCGGGGUAUCCCCCCUCCUCUCCUCUGGGUUUGAUUGGAGUGAGGUGAAUCGGUGAGGUUGUGGCUCGGUUGGCGUCCGGAUCGGAGGGGGUUCGGGCCCUUCCUGAUUAAUCCCUCUUCUGAUUCCGUGUGGGGGAUUCAAUCACUGGUGGGCAAAGGCGAGAUAUUUCGUCACUUCUCCCCCUCAUCUAACCAUGUCUGGUUUGAUGUGCCUGGAGAUCAAGAUGGGAUUGUAACCACGCUGGUUAUCUCGCGAUCGCAGAGGGUUUCCUCCAUCCUCUAAGGAAGGAAAGGAACCCUUGCCCUUUCUUCUCCAUGGCUUCUAAUUCGUAGUGUGAAGGAUCUGAUUUUUAGGUUAGUGUAAAUAGUAGCAGUAGUUGAGGAAGCUUCGGCAUCCUAAGGACCUCCUGUGAAGAUGUCGUCUGCUGCCAUUGCCAUUAGCCCGAUGGUGGAAGAGUUUGCUCUCCUGCCCAUCUGCUUCGACGGCAGCCGGUCGCCCCACUGUUUGUCCGGGUCACAGCUGCAGGAUUCGAUUAUCAUCUUUCUUGCUGUGCCUGGUGCCCCACCGAUGCCGAUGAGUGUGCUCGGCUCGGAGUCCAUCGCCUCGGUCAAGCUGCGCAUUCAGCGGUUCAAGGGGUUCGUGGUUAACAAGCAGAGGCUUGUGCUUGAUGGGCACGAGCUGGCAAGGAACAACUGCCAUGUGAAGGAUUAUGGGCUUGCCGAUGGAAAUGUUCUGCACCUUGUUAUCCGCUUGGCUGAUCUUCGCUUGAUUAACAUCGAGACUACCAGUGGAAAGAAGUUUCAGUUCCAGGUGGACCAGAGCCGCAAUGUCAAGUAUCUCAAGAGUAAGCUGGCAGUGGAGGGAGAUGAGGACCUUGGUGAGGAUCACAAGCUUGAAUGUGAUGGCAAGGAGCUUGAGGACCACCAGCUGAUUGCUGAUAUUAGCAAGAAGGAUGAUGCUGUGAUCCAUUUGUUCAUCCGCAAGCCAGCAAAGUUACGGACACAGCAAGUUGAUAAAGACACGGUGGUUACAGUUGUCACUCCGCAGGAGAAAGAGAACCUUCAAAAUGAAGCUCAUGCUGUGAACCCUGCUAAACCAGCUGGUGCUAGGCCUGCUCUUGUUGAACCAAUUAUCGUUAACCACAAGGUGAAGCUAUCACUUGAAGUGAUGAGAAUGAUUAGCUCAGCCAUAGCUGGUCUUGAGAAUGGAUACUUGCCAGUGAUGUCAGCUGAAGGUUCAGGGGGUGUUUACUUCAUGCAAGAUGCAUCAGGAGAGAAGAAUAUUGCAGUGUUUAAGCCCAGAGAUGAGGAACCUAUGGCUAAAAACAACCCAAGAGGGCUUCCAGUGUCGACUGAUGGAGAAGGCAUGAAGAGGGGGACACUUGUAGGGGAAGGUGCAUUUAGGGAAGUUGCUGCUUAUAUUCUUGACCAUCCAAUUGGUGAUCAUGAAUCUGAAGAACGUAUCGGGUUCUCUGGUGUGCCUCCCACAGCAUUGGUCCGGAGCUUACACAGGGGGAAGAGCUUCAAGAUUGGAUCACUGCAGAUGUUCAUUCAGAACAAUGGAAGUUGUGAGGAUAUGGGUCCCCGAGCAUUUCCAGUGAAGGAGGUCCACAAAAUAGCAGUGUUAGAUCUUAGGUUAGCAAACGCUGAUCGUCAUGCAGGGAACAUUUUAGUGUGCAAGGAUGAAGAAGGUGGCAAUUACAAGUUGGUUCCAAUUGAUCAUGGUUACUGCUUGCCAGAGAAGUUUGAAGAUUGUACCUUUGAGUGGCUGUACUGGCCCCAGGCUCGUGAACCAUUCAGUGAUGAAACCAUUGCAUACAUCAAAUCACUAGACGCUGAAGAGGACAUCAAGCUUCUCAAGUUCCAUGGGUGGGAGCUGUCUGCAAGAUGUGCUCGUGUCCUGUGCAUCAGCACCAUGCUUUUAAAGAAAGGUGCAGCACGAGGCCUCACACCGUAUGACAUCGGGCGUAUACUGUGCAGGGAAACUGUGAAUAGAGACUCUGAGAUUGAGGACAUCGUCCAGGAAGCCGAGGGCCAUGUUCUCCCAGGGUCAAGUGAAGUAAUCUUCUUAGAAACCGUAUCUGAAAUCAUAGACCGUCACCUCGACAAGAAGUUCGCUUAGAAACCCAGAAUAACUGAUCUAGUUGUUCAGCUGUAUCCAGUCAGUUUGGUGUAAGUAUGUUGACAAGCCACUCUUCAAUGGACUAAAUGAUUUCAUUUGUUUGUAGCAUCUCAAACCUUCAAGUGCAUUACCUACAUACAUUUUGUGAAUAUGUAAGCA
This is a messenger RNA of Oryza sativa Japonica Group (Japanese rice), 2429 nucleotides long. Its product is annotated as phosphatidylinositol 4-kinase gamma 4-like. NCBI's taxonomy places the organism in Eukaryota, Viridiplantae, Streptophyta, Magnoliopsida, Poales, Poaceae. The record is from RefSeq and is a predicted model, not a curated record. Gene Ontology annotation, molecular function: protein binding.